Metschnikowia bicuspidata var. bicuspidata NRRL YB-4993 is the source of this 966-nucleotide messenger RNA. RefSeq names its product metalloendopeptidase. The record is from RefSeq and is a predicted model, not a curated record. Gene Ontology annotation, biological process: mitochondrial protein processing; protein quality control for misfolded or incompletely synthesized proteins. Gene Ontology annotation, cellular component: mitochondrial inner membrane. Gene Ontology annotation, molecular function: metalloendopeptidase activity. Lineage: Eukaryota; Fungi; Ascomycota; Pichiomycetes; Serinales; Metschnikowiaceae. The coding region runs from base 1 to 966 and encodes 321 amino acids. The transcript has 2 exons.
AUGCUACGAGCUCUUUCCCAGAGGCUUGCUUUUCCAGCCACCCCAGUACGCUCGAGUGGUCCCCGCGUAGACUUCCGGGACUUGCUUUCAAAUAGGUACACUUUGUAUUUUGCCGCGGGCUGUGUGGCGUUCUACAUCUAUAACCUAGACGAGGCGCCAUUCACGAAACGGUCCCGGUUUCUCUGGGUGCCCCUCUGGCUCGAAACGAAAAUCGGCGACUACCUGUAUUCGCAAAUCAUGCACCAGUACCAGCACCAGCUUUUGCCUGGGUCAGACCGGGCUUAUUUGCAGGUAUCACGUGUCAUGAACAAGCUCUUGGCCAGUGCCGUUGCCAACACACGGGACCCGGCCCAGGCGGCCCACUUAAAGUCGUUGAACUGGACAAUCAACAUCAUCAAGGUCACAGACGAAACGCGCGAGCCGCCCAACGCGUUCAUCUUGCCCAACGGCAAGAUUUUCAUUUUCCUGUCGAUCUUGCCGAUCUGCCAAAACGAAGACGGCUUGGCUACCGUCUUGUCCCAUGAACUCUCGCAUCAAUUGGCACACCACUCGCUGGAGCAAUUGAGCAAGCAGCCGUUCUACGUCAUGCUCUCGACCCUUUUGUAUGCAGCCACGGGGAUCACGGGUUUUAGCGACUUGCUUAUAGCCGGAUUUCUCCAGAUGCCAGCAUCACGGGAAAUGGAGUCUGAGGCCGACCGCAUAGGCUGUGAGUUGAUGGCCAGGCUGUGUUUCGAUGUUCAUGAGGCGGUGAACUUCUGGGCCCGCAUGGAGAACUACGAAAAUAGGACCAGCCAGCGCCGUGGCGCUAUGCUCAAGGAGUUUCUUUCCACCCACCCCAACACGCACAAACGCGUCCAAGACAUUUCGCUGUGGAUGCCCGAGUUUGACGUCAUCCGCGAGGCGUCCGAAUGCCACCAAUGGGGGACAUUCCAGGAUGUUACCCGAAACUUCUUCAAACGGGCAUGA